Molecule: messenger RNA, 1458 nt
Organism: Adineta ricciae
Lineage: Eukaryota; Metazoa; Rotifera; Eurotatoria; Adinetida; Adinetidae
Source: the annotation of a GenBank genome assembly
AUGAAGUCUGAUCUAUCGCAUAGUGAUGAUGGCAACCAGAAGUUUUUACUCGUUGGACUUGAAAAUCAAUCGAACAUCGAUAUUCCCAAUAAAUUUCAAACUUUAGAUGCACUUCAAGCUUUCAUUGCGGAUAAGAAGGAGCAGUUGGUUGUCGUGAUCAUCGGUGAGAAUAUUUCAUCGGAUGCAUUCUCAAUCGCCGAUUUCCCUCAAAUUUGUGCGAUUUACAAUGAAAAACUGGUCUGUUUGUACUGCUCAACAGAACUCGUUCAAUCCGUUCAUGCUUACAUACAAAAAAUCAAGACUAAACAAGAAACAAAAGCAAAAGUUUCCUCAUCUUGUUUAAUACCAAUCAUUCGCAAAUAUUGGUUUCUAGUCGGUUUAAUUUUAGCGAUCUUAUUCGCAUAUCUCUUUCCGAAUGUUGGCAAAACAGGUGGAUACAUUCGUUCAGAAUGGUCGGUUAAAUUAGGUUGUGUUAUGUUCAUUUUCUUUGUCAGUGGAUUAUCCUUACGAACUCGACAGCUCGUUCAAGAAAUUCUUCAUAUUCGUCUGCAUGGAUUCGUUCAAAUCUAUAGUCUGUUAAUCAUUCCAUUUAUAGUUUAUGGCUUAUGUUUAUUAUUAGUACGAUUAUCUUUGAAUAAAACACUAGUGAUCGGUUUGAUUAUAAUGGGUUCGACGUCAACAACAAUCUCGAGCAAUGUGGUAAUGACAAAAAAUGCAUUGGGAAAUGAAUAUGCUGCAUUAGUGAAUGCUGUUGUUGGAAAUAUUCUGGGAAUUUUUCUUUCUCCAGCAUUGAUUUUCUUCUUUGUUAAAAAUCCUGUGUUUAAUUCUCUUUCAAGUGAAAACAAUACCGAAAAUGGAUUUGAAUACGGUCGAGUUCUUCAGAAAUUAGUUUUGACCAUAUUGCUGCCGCUCCUUAUCGGACAAAUUAUUCAUUUAAUAUGGACGAAAAGAGUGACUUAUCUACGCGAAAAGCUCUACUUUGCUGAAUUGAAUAGUUUAGCUUUACUAAUAUUAGUCUGGGCUGUUUUUUCGACAGCGUUUGCGACAGGUACAUUCAAACCUAUACACACACAAGAUCUCGUUAUUUUAUUUGCUAUCGGUGCUGGACUUUAUGUAUUUUUCUCGGUAUUCAUUAUGAUUCUAGCACGAUUACCUAUUCCACAUUGGCAAUUUUCGCAAACAGAUACUGUAGCAAUUAUGUUUUGUGGUGCAACAAAAACUCUCGCAAUGGGUAUUCCGUUAAUUAGUGCAUUGUAUGGAAACCAACGGAACGAUAUGAGUGGUGUCUUGUCAUUACCAUUGAUUAUUUAUCAUGUCGAACAAUUAGUUUUGGGUGCAGUCGAAGUUAUUCUAUUGAAAAAUUGGGUGAAAAAAGGAUUGAAGAGAGAAGCAUUAACACAAAAGACUGAGAAUGAUAUUGAAUUAGGUGAAAGAGAAGUUAUUAAUGUAAAAUCCUAA